AUGGGGAAGCCUUUGAUUUAUGAGAUCUUGGAAAAACCAGCAACAAGUUGUAUUAUAGGAAUAUGUAGUGCAAUUUGGUUUUAUAUACAGAAGAAAAACAUUGGUUAUUCACAUGUUGGUUUGAGUUAUGAGACUGCAAUUGAAGGACAAUACUGGAGAAUAAUCACUUCUGCAUUUUCUCAUAUAAGUAUAAUUCAUCUUGUUUUCAAUAUGAGUGCGCUAUGGAGUCUUGGUAUGGUAGAGCAAUUGGAUCAUGUUGGUCUUGGUGUUGAGUAUUAUUUGCAGUAUACACUUGUGUUGGUUGUUGUAUCAGGAAUGUUGGUUUUGGCAAUGUAUCAUUUGCUGAUUCAAAGAUUCAAGGUUGAGUAUUUUCGUCGAGUGACGGCUGUUGGUUAUUCCUGUGUUGUUUUUGGUUGGAUGACGAUACUUUCCGUGAAGCAACCUUCUUCGAAGCUGGAGCUCUUUGGAUUACUUUCGCUUCCUAUUAGUUUUGCUCCGUUUGAAUCACUUAUUUUCACUUCGAUUAUUGUUCCUCAGGCAAGUUUUAUUGGUCAUUUAUCUGGGAUUGUUGUUGGAUAUGCUAUAGCUUGGGGUUUGAUUCACGGAAUGACAAAUUACUGGGCUCUUUCGUUAUUGGGUUGGAUUGUUGUUGUCUUUGUUUUUAGUUUGAAGAAAUCUGGUGCAUAUGAACUCAACUUCAUUGAGAUUGAAUCUGUUACUGAUCCUUCGUUACCGUCUGUACGGUUUCUGGCAUCCAGCAAUGGCAGAACCCUGCAGAUGAAUGCAUUGCCUGAUGGAAAUGUUGAAAUUGUUUGA
This is a messenger RNA of Lathyrus sativus (Indian pea), 816 nucleotides long. The record is from the annotation of a GenBank genome assembly. Lineage: Eukaryota; Viridiplantae; Streptophyta; Magnoliopsida; Fabales; Fabaceae.